UUGUGUAUUAAUUGUUAGUACCUGCAACCAGUUGGGCUUGUAAUACUAGCUAGCUAGCUCAAAAAUGACUCUCUUUGGUAAGGUGGAGGGUGAUGUAGAAAUUAAAGCUCCCGCUGAAAAGUUUCAUGAGAUUUUCAGCGGCAGGCCACACCACAUAUCCAACGUCACUCCUGAAAAAAUACAGGGUUGUGCUUUGCACGAAGGUGACUGGGGCGUUGAGGGCUCUGUCAUCUACUGGGAUUAUGUCCAUGAUGGGGAAGCAAAAGUUGCUAAGGAGAAAAUUGUGGCAAUAGAUGACACAAAAAAGUCGAUCACUUUCAAAGUGAUUGAAGGGGAUCUCUUGAAGGAGUACAAGAGCUUCGAAAUAGUUGUUCAAGCUACUCCCAAGGGUGAAGGUAGCUUGGUGCAUUGGACCAUGGAAUACGAAAAGCUGAAAGAUGAUAUUCCCGAACCCAACUCAUUGCUUCAGUUUGCAAUUGAUCUUAGCAAAGACAUUGACGCUCACCUUACCGCAUAGACAAGCUAGAAGGUUAUUUAACUUCUUGUUUAUUACUAUGCAUAUAUGUACUUCUACAAUAAAAGAUUGGGAUCGGAGUGCCACUGCGCCUACCGUGUGUUUCAUUCUAUCAUGCAAGUUUGUGUGUGUAUGUGAAUGUUAUUCUAUCAUAUAAGUCUCUAUUUGAUCCAUAUAUUUACUAUUUAUGGGUCAAAUGUAUCUUAACUGCAUUUGGGGCUUUUGUAAAAUGUUUUAUGGACUGUAAGUUAUGAGUGUUUUCUUCUAAGUAUAAUUUAUAUGCGAAUGUUUUAGCAGCAAUGCUGCUUAGUAAACUA
Messenger RNA from Alnus glutinosa, 831 nucleotides. Its product is annotated as MLP-like protein 31. Gene Ontology annotation, biological process: defense response. NCBI's taxonomy places the organism in Eukaryota, Viridiplantae, Streptophyta, Magnoliopsida, Fagales, Betulaceae. The record is from RefSeq and is a predicted model, not a curated record. The transcript has 2 exons. Bases 65 to 517 code for a protein of 150 amino acids.